Balaenoptera acutorostrata (minke whale) is the source of this 489-nucleotide messenger RNA. RefSeq names its product ADP-ribosylation factor-like protein 2-binding protein. Gene Ontology annotation, biological process: positive regulation of tyrosine phosphorylation of STAT protein; maintenance of protein location in nucleus. The record is from RefSeq and is a predicted model, not a curated record. The transcript has 2 exons. Gene Ontology annotation, cellular component: mitochondrial intermembrane space. The coding region runs from base 1 to 489 and encodes 162 amino acids. NCBI's taxonomy places the organism in Eukaryota, Metazoa, Chordata, Mammalia, Artiodactyla, Balaenopteridae.
AUGGUAGAGGGCAAGAGAGCUUCUUUCGCGCUGUCCACCUCUUCCGCCGCUGAAGCUGAAUCUGAUGCUUUGGUUGGCUGUAUGGAGGACGUUAUCAUGGAUGCCGAGUUCCAAGUACUGCAGAGAACUUUCAUGGACAAAUGCUACCAGGGUUUUGAAGACACAGAAGAGAAUAAACUCACCUACACGGCAAGUUUUAAUGAAUAUUUUUCUUUGGUAGAAAAGUAUAUUGAAAAACAGCUGCUGGAGGGGAUACCCGGAUUCAACAUGGCAAUUUUCACGACAACGUUAAAGCACCAUAAAGGUGAAGUGGCUCAUGACAUAUUCAACAUGCUGCUCACAUUUACAGACUUUCUGGUAUUUAAAGAGAUGUUUCUAGAGUACAGAGCAGAAAAAGAAGGCCGAAGACUGGACUUAAGCAGUGGUUUAAUGGUGACUUCCUUGUGCAAAUCAUCUGUACCAGCUUCCCAGAACAAUCUGCAGCACUAG